This is a messenger RNA of Mucor velutinosus, 369 nucleotides long. Its product is annotated as Transcription factor rbf1 (RPG-box-binding factor) (Repressor-activator protein 1). Lineage: Eukaryota; Fungi; Mucoromycota; Mucoromycetes; Mucorales; Mucoraceae. The transcript has 3 exons. Gene Ontology annotation, cellular component: cytosolic small ribosomal subunit; ribosome. Bases 1 to 369 code for a protein of 122 amino acids. Gene Ontology annotation, molecular function: structural constituent of ribosome. Gene Ontology annotation, biological process: translation. The record is from RefSeq and is a predicted model, not a curated record.
AUGUCUGCUAUUGCUGCUAAGUCUGCUGCCAAGCCCGGAUUGGAGGAACAAGUUGAGGCCAAGAUCCAUCGUAUCCGUAUCACUUUGACUUCUCGCAACGUCAAGAACCUCGAGAAGGUUUCCAGUGAUCUUAUCCAACGUGCCAAGGACAAGCAACUUAAGGUCAAGGGUCCCGUUCGUCUCCCCACCAAGGUUCUCCGCAUCACCACCCGUAAGUCUCCUUGUGGUAACGGUUCCGAGACCUUCGAUCGUUUCGAGAUGAGAAUCCACAAGCGUUUGAUCGACUUGCACUCUCCCUCUGAGAUCGUUAAGCAAAUCACCUCCAUCUCCAUUGAACCCGGAGUUGAGGUUGAGGUCACCAUUGCCUAA